CGUGAAAAAGUGAGAAGUGUCAAAGUCCAAAAGGUAGACAUCAGAGUUGACUCGGCUUCAUAUGCUCCAAACAAGCCACUUUUUGUUCCUCAAUACGCACAUAGUUUUGGAUUUUUCUCCAUGUUAACUUCUGUAUGAUGAAUACCAGCCUUGAUUUGUUAAAGAUAAAUGAGAAAAAUCCCCCAAUAAUUGUGUGGGACGACUGGACGUUUUGCACAUUGGCGUGUGUUCCCUAGGCUUGACUGAUCAGGAGCCCCAACUGUAUCCAUGAGACACAAUGAUUUUCCGUCUCUGAGCUGUUCAACAAUGACACAAAGAUUGGGCUUGCAUCUGGAUAGCCUGGAACCCGAGUCCUCCAACUGCCCUGAGGAGAACGAUGAGACAGUGAGCGAGGAUAGUGUUCCCAGCAUGCUCCCCUCAGAGCCGCACUCUGCCAGCCCGUCGGACCUGCACACCCCCGCUGGCAGUUUGAGCGGGAUGACAGGCGGGUUCUCGCACGCGGGAGAGCUCGGCCAAUCGCUGACUAGCAGCAGCAUUUACCGGCCGCCCUGCGCUCCGCCGGUCAGCUACGAACCCGCCACGCCCUACCCCAGCUGGGGGGGCUGCCCCAGCACCCUGGAUCCACACAAGGGGGCCUGGCUGCACCCCAGCUUGGCCAGCAGCUUCUCCGGGUACCCCAGCAGCCUGCCGGCCGGCCUUCCGUCAGAGGGGUACCCCAGCUUCCCUGUGGCGGGCCCGUAUCCCCUGAGGGGCUCACACUCCCUGCCGGGCCGGUGCAGUCCUAGCCUGGAGCAGCCGGGUUCGCUGCACUCCGUCCUCUCGAACACUGCACUCCCGCACGGAUACUACCUGGCCCCCUUCCCCUGUCAGCCCCCCGGCCCAACCUGCUGCUCCAGGUGUCCCGCAGAGGGUUUCAGUUUGGGUGCUCCACCCCAUCACAGUCCCUGGCUGGGGUACCACCAGCCACACCGGCCUUCGGGUCCGUAUCACUGUGGAUGGCCAGGAGCCGGCUCCUCCCAGAGUGGGUAUGCCCAUCCACACCUGAACAAGAAGACCCCCACAUGCAGCGUACCCCUAUCCUUGGAGCACCGGAAGGUAUUUGUCACCUACGAGGCCGACAGCGAUGGGCAUGUCAAUGAGAUAAUCAAGUUCGUGGCCUUGCUACGUCACAAUGGCUUCGACACCCGGAUCGACGUAUUCGAACAACAGUUUCGCAGCAUCAGCAAAAUCGACUUCAUGGAGAAGUUCAUCAGUGAGAAAGACUACCUGAUCAUAAUAGUCAUUAGCCCCAAAUACUACGAGACUGUGACAGGUGCGCACAUGAGCAUGGAGAAUGACGAAAGGACGCUGAACACCGUCUACAUCCACAAGCAGCUUCAGAACGAGUUCAUUCAGAAUGGCAGCCGAAACUUCAGGUUCAUCCCCAUUCUCUUUCCUGGUGCCAGAAAGUGCCACGUGCCGACCUGGCUCCAGAACACGCAUGUCUACAGCUGGCCCAGAGACCGGGACGACGUCCUGCGCCGGCUGAUGAGGGUGGAGAAGUACAACCCCCCUCCCAUUGGAGAGCUGCCCACUAUCGUGUCCAUCCCUCUGUAGUCACAGCGCCCCCAUCUGACUGAACACCAAAACUGCAGGAGGCCUGACUUCUGACCACAGAUGGUCAGAAGAGGGAAAAUACUGUACUCGUUCUAUUGGCGUAGAUUUGUCUCAAUUAAUGAAAAGUAAAAAUGCAAGAAUUCAGCUCAUUAUAAAUACUGUAAAUAAAACCAUAUUGAAAGCAAAAUACAAGUCCAAACAUUUAGAAAAAAAAGUUGGAAGCAAAUUUAACUUCAGUGGUAAAUUGCAUUGAGACAUACUCCUCUAUUAAACAUUAGACUGGCACUGCAAUGCCUGCAUGGACUUCUUCAAAGCAAUGGCAAUUUCAGAUGAGCCCUGGAGUUUUUCUUAAGAUUCUUUAAUAAUAUAAAAGGCCAAUAUAAUUCUCUGGAUAUUAUUUUUGUCAUAAAGAACAUUUUUAUCUGAAGUCUCCCACUAAUUUUAAUACCUGUUUUCAGGCCUUGCUUUCCAUUGCUGAAAUAACUGAUGUUCAUUUGUAUUUUACAACUGGAAACCCAGUCCAGCUGGCUGUAAAUAUGCAUGCUUUGAAAAUAAAAGAAAUAUUAAUGUACA
Messenger RNA from Anguilla anguilla (European eel), 2169 nucleotides. RefSeq names its product adapter protein CIKS-like. Bases 268 to 1596 code for a protein of 442 amino acids. Gene Ontology annotation, biological process: positive regulation of canonical NF-kappaB signal transduction; humoral immune response. The record is from RefSeq and is a predicted model, not a curated record. The transcript has 11 exons. NCBI's taxonomy places the organism in Eukaryota, Metazoa, Chordata, Actinopteri, Anguilliformes, Anguillidae.